Molecule: messenger RNA, 2560 nt
Organism: Cylas formicarius (sweet potato weevil)
Lineage: Eukaryota; Metazoa; Arthropoda; Insecta; Coleoptera; Brentidae
Gene: nan
Product: transient receptor potential cation channel subfamily V member 5
Exons: 15
Coding region: 31-2514 (827 amino acids)
Biological process (GO): calcium ion import across plasma membrane
Cellular component (GO): membrane
Molecular function (GO): protein binding; calcium channel activity
Source: RefSeq, a predicted model, not a curated record
UCUUAAGAUUUUGUUUAUAAAAAAAAUAACAUGGGAAAUACCGAAAGCAAUGUUACUAGUGGGGUUAAAAAACAGGCGGGGGCUUCUAUGCAGCCACUGUAUAAAUUGGUGGAUCUAAAAGGCGGAGGGUUGCUGGUGGAGCUUAUGAAAAGAGCAACUCAAAAUAAACAAUAUGCCGAAAUUGACCAUGCAAUUAAGACAAAGGUAGAAAGCUUCUUAUAUAAUAAAGGUGCUGGAAAGUACAUUCCUAUAUCUCAGCUGGUCCUGUUAAGAAAUAAGGAAAGGCCCAAACACAAAUUGUUACCCCAACUAAAAUCGAUGGAAAAUCCCGAAGAUUUCGAAAUAGACGAAGACGCUCCCGACAUACCCGAAGAAGAAUUCCAAAAGAACCCGCACAAAUAUAGACACGUCUGUUGGAAACUGAGUGAAAGAGGCGCCGUCGGCGAAACAGUUCUUCUUCUUUGCCUGUUACACGCUACUUCUCUUCAUGCAGAUAUAGCAAAGAGAUUGCUGCGGUUCUAUCCGAAAUUGAUCAACGAUAUUUACAUGUCCGAUGAGUAUUACGGUGAAAACGUUUUACACAUUGCCAUAGUGAACGAGGAUCCCACGAUGGUGAAAUUCCUUUUGGCGGCCGGAGUGAAUUACCAAGAGAGGUGUUUCGGCAACUUUAUGUGCCCCGAAGAUCAGAAGUCGUCAAGGACUGACUCUCUGGACCACGAAUGGGUUAACGUAUGUCCCGAGACAAAUUACGAAGGGUACGUUUAUUGGGGUGAAUAUCCGCUGUCCUUUGCGGCAUGUUUGGGACAGGAAGAGUCCUUUCGUUUGACUUUAGCGAAGGGCGCAGAUCCGAACGCCCAAGAUACCAAUGGCAAUACCGUUCUUCACUUGCUUGUCAUUUACCAAAAAUUGGAUACAUUCGAUACAGCUUACGAAGUAGGAGCUAGCCUGUCGGUUCGGAAUGUUUUAAACUUAACUCCUCUGACGUUGGCUGCCAAGCUCGCGAGGAUAGACAUAUUUUUUCACAUUAUGAAUCUGGAAAGGGAGAUUUAUUGGCAGAUAGGGAGUAUUACGUGCGCGGCCUAUCCGCUGAGCCAAAUCGACACCAUCGACGAGGAGACGGGUCAAAUCUGUAAAAUUUCCGCGCUGAAUUUGGUUGUGUUCGGGGACAAAGACGAGCACCUGGAAUUGAUGGACGGUGUACUUAUAGACUUGUUGAACGCCAAGUGGAACACAUUUGUGAAGUUCAAGUUUUACAGGCAAUUUUUCACGUUCGCUUUUUAUUUUGCCUUGUCGCUCGUAGCUUUCACGCUGAGACCCGGCCCACCGAUGACGUCAGAUGCUGCAAAAAAUAGUACCAAUAUUACCAUCCACAAAUCACAGAUCGCUAAUAACAGUGUCACAUCGGGAAACCUUUCAAACGAGAUUGCCCAUUUGCUUAAUGUUACAGUUUUGAGAAGCGACAAGAAAGGUAAAGAAAAUCACGACAAUGACGAAUACGACCUGCAGGAAUGGUGGGAUAACUUGCAAGAAGAAUGCCGGCUGAUGAAUCUAGAUUCUGACGAAGCCAAGGUUAGGUUUUUCGGAGAAGUCUCCAUUACGGUCGGCGCUUUUUUGUAUUUAGCAGCGGCCGUGAGGGAAGCCCGGUUUUUAGGAGGCAGGAUGUUUUUUGAAAACCUGAUGACGGCUCCCUCGAGAGUCAUGUUUUUAUUUUCUUGCAUACUGGUAUUGUCGAUUCCCUGGCUCAGGCUGUGGUGCCAAGACGAAAUUGAAGACGUAGUCGCCAUAGUGAUCAUGUUAACAACCGCUCCUUACUUUUUGUUUUUCUGCAGAGGUUUCAAAACGGUCGGCCCUUUCGUGGUGAUGAUUUACCGCAUGGUGAUGGGUGAUCUCUUGAGAUUUGCCUCUAUUUAUUUGGUGUUUGUAAUGGGAUUUUCGCAAGCCUACUACAUCAUAUUUUUGUCAUUUGACAAUCCGUUAACUCCCGAAGAAGUGGACGAUUCAGCCACGAAUCCGAUGUCGACUCCAAGCGAAUCAAUCAUGGCGAUGUUUCUCAUGUCGAUGACGAAUUUCGGAGAUUAUUACGAGGCGUUUGCGAGGACCGAACACGAGUUUGAGGCGAAAAUUCUUUUUGUUGUAUUCAUGGCCAUAGUGGCGAUCCUUUUGAUAAACAUGUUGAUAGCCAUGAUGGGAAAUACGUAUCAAAAAAUUGCCGAAACCCGAAACGAAUGGCAAAGGCAGUGGGCUAGGAUAGUGCUGGUUGUAGAGAGAGGCGUAAGCCCACCGGAAAGAUUAAAACAGUUGAUGGUUUACUCUCAGCCCAUGUCGGAUGGUAAAAGAGGUCUGGUUCUCCGACUAAAUCAAUCGGACGAAGAUAAGGAAGAGAUGAAAGAAAUUUUGGAAAUAAAACGACGUCACGACCGGAAUAUAAAAAAAAGGAAUGACCCCCAUGAAAUGGGCCUGACCAAUGCAGACGGUACUCGGUUAAAUAUGUCACCCAAAAAGUGUGCAGUUUAGACGAAAAUAGAUAUAUAACAGCGUCAGGGUGUUUUUUUUUGUUGGU